UCCUGGCCUUAUUUCUUUUUCUUCCCUCACUGUUUGCUUUUUCUCAGAUGGAAAAGGCAGGGCUUUUAUUUUUGCUUUGCUUUGCUUGCCUAGCAUGCCAUGUCUCCUCCCCUUGUUACCUCUCAUAAGUCCUAACAAAGGUAUUUUUAUGACUUGGUCACUCUCUUCCCUUUUGGUGGGUUAUGCUUGAAUUUUGUUGCUGAAUUUUCUGCAGCUGUCUUCUCCCGACGUCCAGUAACUUUUCAAAUUCCGGCAGUUUUGGGUGUCAAUCGUCGUCGGGAGCGGAAGCACUUGCGAUUUAGGCUUAAUCAUAAGCUGUUAGACUGGACUCUACUACCACGGCAAGAGUAGAGGGUCGAACCGUGGGAGAAGUGAAGAAAGAAAGAAAUCGACCACUUUCCCCUUUUACCUCGUUUCAACCCAUAACGUCAUCUCUCCUUCUUGCUUCCGCCAGUUCAGUCCAAGCUUCUAAAACCUAGAAAGGAAGUUGAUUCUCAGCUAUGGAGCGAGAGAAAGAUGCUUUCUAUGUUGUAAGGAAAGGCGGCAUGAUCGGGAUCUACAAGAGCUUCCCGGACUGCCUAGCUCAAGCCGGUUAUUCUGUUUCCGAUCCUUCAGUGAGUGUGUUCAAAGGAUAUGGUUUGCCCAGAGAUGCUGAGGAUUACCUUGCAUCACUUGGGCUUAGAAAUGCUGCUUACUCUGUCAGUGCCACCGAUGUUAAGGCUGAUCUCUUUGGGAAACUUGAGCCUUGCCGCAUCCAGCCGCCAGCUUCAAACAAGGGGUCUUCUUCAGAGCGCUAUCAGGAAACACCCACUGUACAUUCGCCAGCGAUCAUUUAUUUUGAUGGUGCAUCAAAAGGGAAUCCUGGACCAGCUGGUGCAGGAGCUGUUUUGUGUUCCCCUGAUGGAAGAAUGGUAUGGCGUUUCUCUGAAGGUGUGGGGCUUGCAACGAACAAUGUUGCUGAAUAUCGAGGUGUGAUUCUGGGAAUGAAGCAAGCACUCAAAAAAGGGUUUAGAGACAUUCGUGUACAGGGGGAUUCUAAUCUUGUCUGUAUGCAGAUUCAGGGCAUAUGGAAGUUAAAAAACCAGAACAUAAUUGCAUUGGGAAACGAGGCAAAAGCGCUCAAGGAAAAGUUCCGUACUUUUGAGAUCAGGCAUAUUCUGAGGGAAUUCAAUUCUGAAGCUGAUGCACUAGCAAACCAGGCUGUUCAGCUCAGGGAUGGGCAAGUACACGAGGCUUUGAUCACCAAGUAGUUUGACACCAUUUGAGGUUGGAGUAAAGGGUCAAAAUUUCAGCUCCAGGCCAGGAAGGGGUAGGGAUAGAAAUGACUUCAGUGCAGCAACUUGUUUAUAUGUUUUUGCUUAGCUUUUGGGCUUCUUGAAGCUAGAUAUCACAUUGCAGCUUCCAAUGUUGAUAAUAUAACCUGUUAGCAAUUGAAAUGGACGGCUCUGAUGUAAGCUCCUUUAUGAUACCUUCAUUCUCACCCUACCUUUUCGUUUCGGCUGUAUUACAGGAAUGGUCACUGAACUUUGGGGUCACUAAUGAAUCAGUCGAUUAAUUAUAGUUGACACAUUCUAAGAGUUGAGUACCACAUGGGAUAAAGAUAACGGAAUUGGAUGGAGAGUGACCAAAUUUGAACUAUUGAAUUAAUUUUAGUGACCACAAAUAGAAUUAAAUAUUUCCAAUUACCAAACAUGAACCUUUUUAAUAAACCUAGUGACCAAACUUGCAAUUUACCCGUUUGAAAUAACUAACUAACAUAACAACUAUGCAUUCUCUUCAUAUUUUUGGGAUUUUUGAUCGAGUUAUCCUUCAUUAAAUCAAAUAAAUUGUGAAAACUAGUACUUAGAUCCUAAUAAAUUGUAGACAUUAUG
Messenger RNA from Linum trigynum, 1871 nucleotides. The record is from the annotation of a GenBank genome assembly. Lineage: Eukaryota; Viridiplantae; Streptophyta; Magnoliopsida; Malpighiales; Linaceae.